Molecule: messenger RNA, 2139 nt
Organism: Mustela erminea (ermine)
Lineage: Eukaryota; Metazoa; Chordata; Mammalia; Carnivora; Mustelidae
Gene: TMEM71
Product: transmembrane protein 71
Exons: 10
Coding region: 389-1516 (375 amino acids)
Source: RefSeq, a predicted model, not a curated record
CGCAGGCUGCUUUUGAAAGAAAACAAGAGCAGUUAUAAAGCUGACUUUCUCAAGAACUACAUGCCCCUUUAUUCUAGGAAGCAGCCAAAAGAACAAGAGGCCACUGAAGACAAAACUUUCUGCAAAUGCCUGCACACGGUGAUGUGCGCAGACAUCUGUUAGAAGGAGAGAAUGCUCUUCGUUACAGGACUUCUGUGCACCUGUUGACACCCUAACAUGAUUUUCAGCUGAAGAACUGCGAAGUCCUGGAUUUUUUCACCGUCAGCCCAAGGAAACUUUGCACGUCAGUAAUUUUUCUAUUUAUCACGAAGAAGAAGAAGAAGAAAGUGGGAACCCCCUUUGGAAGGAACAUAAAAUCUGUGAAGUUUGAACAAGCAGGCUUCCCAAGAUGUACCGAAUAUCUCAACUGAUGUCAACACCAGUGGCAAGUAAAUGUUCUUCUGGCUCUGAGAGAAGAUAUACUGGAGAGCUGUCUCCCACAUGUGUUUUCCCAAGUUUUGCCUGUGAUUUCCUGGAUGGUGACACUUCCUUCAAAUGCUGCUCUGUAGAUCUCCUAACAGCCUCCCACUUUGCCUGUCGCCGAAGUCCCAGACUCCUCUCCAAUGGAUACUACACUUGGACAGAAGACAGUUUCCUCUAUGACAAAGAUGGCAACAUAACUCUGAGCCCACCCCAGACCAGUGUUCUUUACAAGGAGAAUUUAGUGAGAAUAUUUAGAAAGAAAAAGAGAGUCCGCCGUUCCUUUUCUAAUCUCUUCAGCCUCAGUACCUCUAAAUCCUGGCUGCACGGAAACAUCUUUGGUGAUGUUGACUCUUCUUUAAGUGAGGACACCUGGUUAGAUGGGGUCAGGAGGCUGGACAUGGAGCAUUGCAAUGAAACUGGGUUUCACAACCUCAGCAUUGCUGACACUUGGGACUGGACGAUCCUUCACUGUGAGGCCUGCCCUGUGCCUUACAGGAUGCUAACCACAUCCCUGGGCUCUAGUCACUGGAUGACAGCAGCAACUCCCUCCCCUGCCACGCCUGCCCCCCCAAUCUGUGACAGCCAAAAAGGUGGGGAUUCUGACAGUUCCCUGACUGAUGCCUGGGAGUCGGAACAGCUGAAUGUAGCCCCCUCCUCUAGCCAUGCCAUGUCUCAGAUUCCACGACAGAACUCCCACGAUGGGGCUCUUCAGUCUCAUGUGAUGGCUUCUGAACGUUUCCCAGGGAACAUUUCGGAUCGUGCAAAAGCCAGUCUGUGGCAAGAUGUCUCCUUUCCAGCAAUUCUGCUGGCUGUGUUCCUCAUCAUCUGUGCAUGUGCAAGAUGGUUUCUGGAAGGAAUAUUAGUCAGUGUCUUCACAUGUUCACUGGUGGUGAUUCUUGCCUGUUUGCCAAAAUUUGACAGCCACUUAAGAAUGUUUCUGAUGAAUGCCUUCAAUCUGAAUAUCCAGAAAUUGUCUGAUUUGCAGUCUGCUUGGAAUCAACUGUUUUAUUGGAGGAGAAUGAGGAGCUGGAUAAUUGAGAAAAAAAUAUUUUAAUUUGGUUAUGUGUUUUAAAAAAAAAUCUCAUUUGUGUCCUCGUAAUUGUAAUAUGCUCAUGAAAAUAGUAUUAAUUUGUCUUUCCUUUGCAACACUGGCAGUUGAAAAGGACAGACUAGAAACUGUGAUAGAGAAACAACCACCUGGGUAGAUAUUCCUCUCGUAUUCCCUGAGGCAUGGUUUUCAAACAUUAAUUUCCAUUUAGAGAAUUCUAUGAGGCACUUGUAACAAUGCAGAUUCCUGGGCCUGCCCGCAAACGCCUCUUCCUUGCUGAACUGCUUUAAUUGAAUAAUGUAAGCAAGUCUCUGUAAUCAAUACCAACUUGAAAAUAAAUAAAUCACAGUUUGAGCAUAAAAUACAAUGUAGAAAAAAAUUCAUCAUUCUCCCCGAAGAGUGGCUGGGUGGGGGUCAGUGUCAGCAGAUGCAGGUUAAUGGAAAAUGGGCAUAAAAGAGGUUUUCUUUGGGAAAGCACAUUCUUCUUUUGAGCCAUUUUCUUACAAAGUUUUCAGCCUUCUUGAGCUCAUGAUUACCUUUCACUUAAGAGCGAUUAAAAUAAAGAUAUAAGAGGGGGCGCCUGGGUGGCUCAGUAGGUUAAGCCACUGCCUUCAGCUCAGGUCAUGAUC